Messenger RNA from Pyricularia grisea, 5133 nucleotides. RefSeq lists its product as uncharacterized. The record is from RefSeq and is a predicted model, not a curated record. Bases 1 to 5133 code for a protein of 1710 amino acids. The transcript has 4 exons. Lineage: Eukaryota; Fungi; Ascomycota; Sordariomycetes; Magnaporthales; Pyriculariaceae. Gene Ontology annotation, molecular function: catalytic activity; protein binding.
AUGGUACGCCCUAUCGUCCCCACCCGCGGAGGCAGUGGAGCCCCUAUCACCGAACAUGUGGGCAUCUUCACUAUCCCAAGCGGUGCAGUCGGCAGCUUUGUGUUCUCCAACGCCUUCUCAAGGUCCAAUUCCAAUGAAAAGGAUGACCACGUUGACGACCCAAAAGGCCCUCUUGGGCUCACCGUCUUGUUCACUCCGGAAGAGCCGCGGUUUGACUUGAUUUUUGUCCAUGGCCUCGGUGGAGGAUCUAGGAAGACUUGGAGCAAGACAUCUCAGCGUGACCAUUUCUGGCCGCAGGAAUGGCUGCCAAAGGAUCCUUCUUUUCGUCAUGUUCGUAUUCAGACAUUCGGCUAUGACUCCGACUAUCUGAAGGGGGGAGAUGAUUGUCUGAAUGUGCACCACUUCGGAAAGUCGUUUCUUGCUGCGCUUAGCACUUCGCCAUGCCUUUUACAGUCCACUUCUCCUAUAGUCAUCGUAGCCCAUAGUAUGGGCGGGCUUGUGAGCAAGAAGGCCUACAUAUUGGCUAUGCAGGACGCCGCACACAACGAAUUGGCAAAGCGCUUCGCGGCCAUCUACUUUCUCGCGACUCCUCACCGUGGCGCCGACUCCGCGAAGCUUCUGAACAACAUACUCAAGGUUGCUUACGAUCGGUCUUACGUGGCAGAUCUAAAGCCAAACUCGGGGACCAUCCAGAUUAUUAACGACGAGUUCCGCCAUUACUCUUCGAGUAUUCAGCUCUGGUCUUUCUAUGAGACGAAGAGCAUGAAAUUCUCUAAUACGCCCAUUGUUGAUCCGGAGUCGGCUCUGCUGAACUAUCCUGAAGAGAAGCAGACUCCCAUGGAAGCCGACCAUCGCUCCAUUUGCAAGUUCGAGUCUGUGUCUGAUCCCAACUAUCAGAUCCUGAGAAAUGCAUUGUCGGCUACUUUUAAUGAGAUCAGCUCCACUCGAGUGAGCCAAAUAUCAACGGUUGACAAGUCUCAAGAAACCAGCAAAAGUUUCAGAAAGCAGUUCGGAAUAGUCGAUGAUGUCGACAAUGACCUCGUCGAUGCACGUGAGGCCAGAAUUGGUGGUUCAUGCCAGUGGAUUUUCAACAAGACUAGUUAUUUCGAAUGGGAGAGUGAGAGCCCGUCAAGAGCAAGCGUUCUUUGGGUCUCGGGCAUGCCCGCAAGUGGAAAAUCUGUACUAGCAGGGUCAGUCAUUGACCGCAUCCGUGGGAAUGGCCUCAACUGCAGUUACUACUUCUUCAAGCAUGCAUAUCUUGCCAAGACUAGCCUAGGCCGGUGUCUUCGAUCACUGGCUUAUCAAAUGGCCUGUUUAGACACAAGUUCUGGCAAUAUUGCCCGGAAGCUGCUCGAAGACGGUAUUUGCUUGGAUGACCUUGACGAUCGAGCAUUCUGGAGGGCAAUCAAAACUGCUGGCUUCUUUUCGUCGACCAAAACGCCCCAUUACUGGGUUAUCGAUGCCCUAGAUGAGUGCAACGACCCUUCCUUUCUUCUCCAGAGUAUUUUACCAAAUCUGGGUGACUCAAUGCCUCUGAAGCUGUUGAUCACAAGUCGUUACACCGCCAAGCUGAAUGAAGGGUUUGCUAGUGUUCCAGUUAAUAGGGUACGGUCUCUAUCCAUCACUGCAGAGGACACAAUCUCAGACCUCGGCCGUGUUGUUGACUCAAGAAUGCCAAACUUGAGGGUCGUUUCAGCAGAUCAGCGGGACUCUCUUGCUGAAAAGAUUCUACAAAAGGGCAAGGGGUCAUUUCUUUGGACGACUCUGGUUCUUGCGGAACUUGAAUUGUGCCACAGCAAGAAAGAAAUCGACCGUGUGCUGGAGGAGAUCCCAAGAGGGAUGAAACCUGUCUACAGACGCACUCUGGAAACAAUGUCACAGGCCUCGCGGGGCAAACCUCUAUCCAAAGCCAUCCUUAUGUGGGUAGCGUGUGCCGUUCGUCCACUAUCUCUCGACGAAUUGAAUGAGGCUUUGUCUCUGGACAUAAAAGACACCUUCCCAAGGCUCAAGGAAAGCAUCGCUGCGCUUUGUGGGCAGUUGGUAGUCAUUGACAAGUCUGGCCGAGCUCAGAUGGUGCACGAGUCCGCACGAGAGUUUGUUUUGAGUGAUAGAAGUAUUUCCGAUUUCUACAUCGAGCCUGGAAAAGCCCAUAUGCGAAUAUCUCAGGUUUGCCUGGAAUACUUGACAGGGGAUGAGAUGAAGCCUCCACGGGGUCGACGGGGCCCUCGGGUUCUCAAGGACGCCCGUGUAUCAAGAACUCCUUUUGCUCGGUACGCUUUGGAGUCGUAUUCGCAUCACCUAGCCAUGUCUUGUUGUCCCGCUUCGGAGACUCUUCCGUUACUGGAGAAUUUUUUGAAACUCAACGUACUCACUUGGAUUGCCGAAGUUGCUGGCUCAGGUCGGUUGGGCCAGCUCACUCUUUCGUCGAAACAUCUCAAAUCAUAUGCCGAUAAUCUGUCAAACCGCCAUCCAGAACUCAAGUCGAGGAUUCAAGUCUUGAACAAGUGGGUGACUGACUUGGUCCGGAUCCCAGCCGUCUUUGGGACGGCCUUACUGGCAUCACCCUCGGCUAUAUAUGCGACAAUACCACCAUUUUGUCCAAGGAGGUCUAUGAUACGCAAUACAACUGGCAUUUCCCGGCAAAUUUCAGUGUUGGGGGACUCUCCAGAGCGCUGGGAUGAUAGGUUAUUCUGUUUGAAUUUUCAACCAGCUCAGCCGACCAGCGUUUGCUAUGGAGAUGAGCUUUUGGCCGUUGGGCUAAGAUCAGGAACAGUAACACUCUACUUCUCCACAUCACACCAAAAACACAAGUCGUUGGAUCACGGAGAGUCGGUGAGGUUUAUAGCCUUCAAGAGCAAAAGCGACCUCAUGGCAACGUGUGGCAUGAAGGUGAUGAAAGUCUGGGAUGUGAGGACUGGCACUGAGAUGCACUCCUUUGAAUGCCCACCACACCCUAUGGGCAUUGGGUUCUAUAAAGAGUCUCUACUGGUUGCCUGCCGAAAGAACUAUGUGGCUUCUUGGGAUUUGACAGUGUGCUUCGGGGAGCCACUCCAGAUUCCAUGGACCAGUGCCCUUGACGUUGCUCACUCUUCGGCAACCCGCACUCCAUCCAAACUGGAUAUCUCAGUGUCUCAUGGGUUGUUGGCUGUGGCGUAUUUUGGAAGACCUAUAAUACUGUGGGAUCUGGAGGAAGAAUCUUACAUUGGAUCUUGCGGUAAAAAGCUGUCCAAUGGUGAGACUAGCACACAUGCUGUUGUUGCUCUUGCUUUCAGCCCAAACCCCAUCAUCAGCUUACUCGCGGUUGCAUACCUCGAUGGAGAGCUGGCAGUGCUUGAUCCACUUGUAGACGAAGAGUUGAAAUCCCUUCGUGCAGACUGUGACACUCUUGCCGCGAGCCCCAAUGGCCACCUUCUCGCAGCUGGUGGCGCUCGUGGGGUCAUCACCGUCUACAAGUUCGGUACGCUUCAACUGCUAUACCGAGUCAAGUCAACGAACACACCAAUCAACGGCCUCGCAUUUUCCCAAGACAGUACGCUUCUCGCCGAUAUCAGAUCAACACAAUGCACUGUCUGGGAGCCGGACAUACUCUCCGGAAACACUGUAGACGACGGUGGCAACAGUGGUACCGCCCCAGAAGUCGGCGUGCAGACUCUUUCAAUGGUCGCUUCAACUAAAAUAUUGAUGGUGGUAACCGAUCCUUCUACCAACAUGAUCAUAUGUGGCAAGGAAGACGGUUAUAUCGAUAUUUAUGAUCGUAGGAGAGGACUCAAACUACAGACUUUGGAAUGCCACAAGAGGUUCCCGCUUCGGCUUAUGGCCUGGUGCGGUGCUAGAAAUGCCCUCGUCAGCUUAGACUGCUCAAAUAGGCUCCUUAUACAAAAUAUCGGCACCGAAAGUAGCACCGAACAGACAGAGUCGGCAGACACCAUUCUGCUAUUCGAGUGCCGUAUUAAAACGGACACGCCGCCAUUUGAAUUUCUUGUCGAAGGGCAAGGCUCAAAAAUGGUCAUUUCGACACAUACGUCUGAUCACAUGCUCGAUCUCUACGGAAAUGAACCUGAAAGACGACGCGAGUGGGCAUGGUCCGAAAGUGCUGUUGAAGCAAAUCGCAAAUGGGUUCACUUGCCACAAUCACCACAUCAGGUUGCGCUUGUCGAUCGGAGCGAGAUUCGUAUCUACAACUGGUCUGACUGGUCCGAAGUCGCAGUGUUCCCUUUAGCCACCGAAAACCUUACAGUACAUGUCAAAGCAGCAACUAUUUUCUCUGGUGGGCACAACCCAAGACUCUUCUUGGAAGUGGCAGAUCAAUGUAAUCUGCUUAGUACAAGGCGUUUACUCUUGUUCGACGCGAGCAGGUUGGAGGUCGCAAAGGGCUCGCGUAAAGGGGCGUCUUUAAUAACAGGUCUCGAUGAACAGCCUCGGUGCAUUAGCGGAGAUGAUUGCAAUCCAUCAAUUAGCCUGCCAGAGAUGGAUGACCAGACUCAACAGCUGCCUCUCUUGGAUUUGGGUUUGCAGUAUCUUGACGGGGAAGUAUCACAUCCUAGAACCGACAUCGGGACGUUGGACAUUGACACGCAACUGCCCUUCAGCAACAUGGAGCCACCAGGAUCCUUUACACGUUAUGCUCCAGGGAGCCAUGCAGACUUUAUGAACCUCGCGAUCGAGGAGGCACGCAAAUCCCGCCCGGAACCGGGCAAGUUCCGCGUGGGCGCAGUGCUCGUCGACGAGGCCACGGGUAACGUGCUAACACGGGGCUACUACCUUGAAUAUCCAGAUGGACACAAUGGCAGUCCCGGCAGCGUCCACGCGGAGCGCGUCUGCAUAAUCAAGGCUGCCGAGCUGUACGGCGUGUCCGAAGCAGAGGUCGGGACGGUCCUGCCACCCAACUGCGCUGUAUAUACGACCAUGGAGCCGUGCAUUGCGCGUCCGAGUCGGGACAAGUCGUGCGUCGACCGGUUGCUCGAGGUGAGGCAGGCUGUGGGGACCGUGUAUGUGGGCAUCCGCAUGCCGGGCACAUCUCCUGAUGCGGACGAGCCCGUAAUGUGGAGGCUGGAGGCAAGGGGGAUCACGGUUUUGUAUCCUCUCCCCGAGUGGAAGUCCAAGCUUACAAAUGUGGCCAAGGGCGAAGAGUGA